AUGGCGGAGGCUGCAGCUCCCGGAACAACAGCCACAACAUCUGGAGCAGGAGCGGCAGCGGCGGUGCUGGCAGCGGCCUCCCCUACCCCUCUCCCCACUGUCCCCUCGCCGGCCCCGGGGGCGGGGGGCGGGGGAGGCGGCAGCGACGGCGCUCCUCCGCACCCGCACCCGCCGGCCUCACGCUCGCUCCCGCCGGGCCUCGGCGCCGGCAAGGAGAGCUCUGGAGGCCCGGGCGAGCGGCGAGGGCCGGCCGCCGUGAGCCGGUCGGCCAACGACCUUCUCCGGGCCUGCGAUGGCCCGCGGCGGGCGCCGGCCGGGUUGCCUAGCGCCCGGGGCCCCUGCUCGGAGCCAACGUUUGUAACGUCUCUUCCCGUCCCCGCCCCUCCCCCCGGGCCCCGCGCCGCCGUGGCCAACGGCUUUUGGUAUUUUAUGCACGGCGUGUGUAAGGAAGGAGAGAACUGUCGCUACUCGCAUGACCUGUCUGACAGCCCGUACGGGGUAGUGUGCAAGUAUUUCCAGCGAGGGUACUGUAUUUACGGAGACCUCUGCAGAUAUGAACAUAGCAAACCGUUGAAGCAGGAGGAAGAGACUACUACAGAUCCAGCUACAAAACCAGCCGUCGCUGCUUCCUCAAGUCUCCCGUCAGGAGUUGGACCACUUGUUGAAAUGAGCACGGGUGAAGCUGAAUCGAGAAAUUCAAACUUUGCAACUGUCGGAGCAGGGGCAGAAGACUGGGUGAAUGCUAUCGAGUUUGUUCCAGGACAGCCCUACUGUGGCCGUACUGCCCCUUCCUGCACUGAAGCGCCCCUGCAGGGCUCAGUGACCAAGGAGGAGCCCAGAAAGGAGCUGCCCGCUGUGGAGUCAAAGCAGCAGCUGUGCCCGUAUGCCGCCGUGGGCGAAUGCCGCUAUGGGGAGAAUUGUGUGUACCUCCACGGGGACUCGUGUGACAUGUGUGGCCUGCAGGUCCUGCACCCAGUGGAUGCGGCCCAGCGGUCACAGCACAUCAAAUCCUGCAUCGAGGCCCACGAGAAGGACAUGGAGCUCUCGUUCGCAGUGCAGCGCAGUAAGGACAUGGUGUGCGGGAUCUGCAUGGAGGUGGUCUACGAGAAGGCCAACCCCAGCGAGCGCCGCUUUGGAAUCCUGUCCAACUGCAACCACACCUACUGUCUCAAGUGUAUCCGCAAGUGGAGGAGCGCGAAGCAGUUUGAGAGCAAGAUCAUAAAGUCCUGCCCUGAAUGCCGGAUCACAUCUAACUUUGUCAUUCCAAGUGAGUACUGGGUGGAGGAGAAAGAAGAGAAGCAGAGACUCAUUGAGAAAUACAAGGAGGCGAUGAGCAACAAGGCGUGCAGGUAUUUUGAUGAAGGACGUGGGAGCUGCCCGUUUGGAGGGAACUGUUUUUACAAGCACGCCUACCCUGACGGCCGUAGAGAGGAACCACAGAGACAGAAAGCGGGAGCAUCGAGCAGAUGCCGGGCCCAACGCAGGAACCACUUCUGGGAGCUUAUCGAGGAAAGAGAGAGCGGCAACCCCUUUGACAACGACGAAGAGGAGGUGGUCACCUUCGAGCUGGGCGAGAUGCUGCUCAUGCUGUUGGCCGCCGGUGGGGACGAGGACCUGACGGACUCGGAGGACGAGUGGGACUUGUUCCAUGACGAGCUGGAGGACCUUUACGACCUGGACCUAUAG
Molecule: messenger RNA, 1686 nt
Organism: Orycteropus afer afer
Lineage: Eukaryota; Metazoa; Chordata; Mammalia; Tubulidentata; Orycteropodidae
Source: RefSeq, a predicted model, not a curated record